Durusdinium trenchii is the source of this 2927-nucleotide messenger RNA. NCBI's taxonomy places the organism in Eukaryota, Dinophyceae, Suessiales, Symbiodiniaceae. The record is from the annotation of a GenBank genome assembly.
AUGGCCAGUUUGAUUGGACAGCUCCCGGUGUGGAUCGGCGCCACCUUGGCCACCUGGGCGAUUUGUUGGUCCGUGAUGAGCCCGGAGGCAUGUCAAGAGUCCUCGACGUGCACCAAAUAUUUGAAGACCUAUCCAGGAUACUACCACAUCGUCUCAACGGCGGCCUUGGUGGCGAUGGCUGGCCACGAGAUCUGCGGCCUCAUUGCCACCUAUUUGGGCUCUAAGCAGACCCAAGCGUUGAUUCCUCAUUUAAAGAGCCGCUGCUUGCCCAGCUUCCUGUUGGCCUUGAUGUUCGGCGUCCUGGCCACGGCCGAGCGCUUCUUCAGCCGUGCCGACUGGACCAUCGCCCACAUCGGGCCGAACGCCGAUGGGCUCACGGCUCCGGGACGCCCCGUCUACACGAUGCAGUACAUGGAGUGGGGCAUCAACGUGCCCAUCCUCAUGAUCUUGUCUGGCUACUGCAGCCUGGGCCGUCCAGUCUUGGAGGUCUCGCGCCCGCUGAUCGUGACCAACGUCUAUGUGAUUUUCUGCUGGGCGGCGCAGGUCACCAGCUCGGGCCUUCUGAAGUGGAUGUUGAUCUUCGUCUCCAUGGCCAUGUACGGCUGGGCCUCGGUGGACAUGCUGCAAUGGGUCAAGGACUUCGAGCGCUCCGCACCGCAGGACCUCCCCAGCCGAGGCAUCCGUCCAUGGCUCUCCAACGGGCUGAUCUUGGCCUUCGUCCUCUACGGUGUGGUCUACAUGUCCUCGGUGAUGGGCCUGGUGGACGCCCACGCCGAGCGCAAGGGCUUCUUCGUGUUGACCUUCGGCGCCAAGAUCGCCUACUGCGCCGCCUUCGUCUUCAUCCGCGCGGACGAGUAUCACAAGACCCUGACCGAUGUCCUGCGCAAGGUGAGCGUCUCCAACGUGGGUAUGAUCUCCAUCCUCCGCGGCAGCUUCGAUAUCAUCCUGCCCUGCGUGCUGGAUGCCGCCGGCCGUUGCAAGUUGCCGGGCGCCAUGUGUGGAGACAUGGAAAAAUUGGAGAAGAUGCUCGGGACGCGCGUGUUGGGCGCCAACCUGAAGGACCUCUUGGCCGGAGAAGAAGACAAGUCGGACUUCUCCGCCUACGUUCGCAACGUGGUCCGCCAGGCGGAUUGCCCCCAGGGCACCGAGGUGAGUCUGUCCACCCAAGGCAUUUGGACCUGCUCUGGCGGUUCCAUGCCACCCAUCGCUCAAGUGCUGCACAGCAAGAUGCUCUCGAAGACCUCCCAGGCGCGGCUCUCGGCCACGCUGCACCUCUCCGUGGUGCCAAGGAGCGCGGUGAGCCAUGGCAAGGAGCGCCAUCUGGUGGCCGCCAUUCAGUUCGAUGCCACCAUGGAUGAGUCCAAGGAGGCUGACUUGCACACGGGUUUCGAAGACUUCAAGGUGGAGGAGCACAGCUCCAUUGGCGGCUCCACGAAGCUCUCGGAGGGCUCCGCCUCCGCCAUCGUGGCCAAUUUGGGCGACCUCACCAAGCUGGGUGCCAGCGGAAUCUUGCAUGGCACCUCCGUGCAAGAGAGCGAUGAAGGCAGCCAAUACUGGGGACCUUCGAUUUGCACGGAUGACACGAUGUCCCACCUGGGCGCCUUUGCCGACAUGAAGCGCGACGCCAAGACGCCCUUCUCUGGCGGCUUCGACGCGCGCAUCGCCGGAGUUUGGCAAGGCAAGACCAGCAAGGCCUUGGGAGGUUACGACCAGCGCAUCGAGUUCCACAACGACUGCAUCCACGCGGCCGUCACGGUGAUGGGAUCCACCUUGGAUGCGAAAUUCCGCAUGAACUGCUCGGUGGAACCCUGGCAACUGGAUAUCGAAGUGCUGCCCCAGGGCAGCAGCUGUCCUCCACCGGCCAUUCCGUACAUCUUCAAGUUCGUGGAGGGUGCUCUUCACCUCUGUGGCCCCAACAACAGCAAGCUGCAGCGUCCCACCAGCUUCGAGGGCGAUGGGCUCUGCAUCAUGCACCGUGCCAUGCCCCUGGUGCCGGCGGUCGUGGCGCAGCCACGGCAGGACUGCGCGCUGACGCAAGUGUCCUUCGAGCCGGAUCCGGAGUUCAGCCGCAACGUCACCGAGGAGCAGCCCACCAAAGUAUCCAGUGGAAAGGACCGUGGAGCACCCUUGGAGAUGGUCGUGCUUGUUUCGCAGGUGUUUCGGAGACUCUUUUUGUAUCUUUUUGAUUGUGGUCUGCAAGGAACACUUAGAGCCCGGACAACUUCAUUCUUGGUGAACAUGCGAACGGGUGGUCAAACCGAUGGAGCCUAGGCUCCAACGGCGGCUUCGUGCAAAGCUCCAUCGGUCAAACUGGGGAUACGAUUUGCACCGCGAAGGCGAAACAACAAGGACCUCAUCAAGCCGAAGAGCAAGGGCAUGGUUCAUUGGAUCGAGGAGCAGCCGGCCAUGGCCGCGUCCAUGGCUUUGGCACUCACCAGUACCAUCAUCGCCCUGCGCAAAUCCAUCUGAGCACCGGUUUGGAUGCUCUGAAGACGUCCGAACUGGCGGAAAGAGUGACAAACAUGGCUUUGGAAAGGGUUCUGGAGAAAUCUCUCCGAGAUGGUGAACCUGCUUUUGGGAGAUGACACAUAUAUCCUGGACGCAAAAAAGGGGAUUUUUCGACAGGGAAGAUGAUUUGGGAGGACGUUUGUUGUCCAGGGAGGACGUUUUCUUGUUCUGCUAAGAUGAGGUCUGUUUCUUCUGUGAUCAGGCACGACUUCACAAAUGAGGUUGCCGGGUCUCAAGAGAUUCAGCACCAGGUUCAAAACGGUUUCAGACCAAAGGCAGCUGACAGAAGGGUGGAGACCAGUGGGUCUCAGCUGACCUGUGUGUCCUGUUCCGAUGGCUGUGGAAGCCUCUAGUUCAUGGCUGCUGAUAGCAGGCAAAUUUGGUUCCAGGAGGACUCGCACAAUGCCGAACAUUUGGUC